AUGUGGUAUUGGACUAAAUGGAAUUCUGUUACGAGGUCUACAGACGUAUCGGAGAUCCAGUCUAUCUUUGAGGAGAACAAAAAGCUCCUGCGCAAAAUCAACCUUAUACUUAUGCCUUUAAUAUAUAGAUACUAUAUACUGCAGCUUCUAGAUAAAUCCCAAUACAGCUGGACAUUAUCGGGGGCCAUUUUGAUAUGCCAUAGUACGUGUCAAAACUUUGCGAGGUUUAUAAUUGUUCGAUUUCUUCUUGGCGUCUUGGAAGCUACCAUUACCCUAGGGUUCUCUCUCCUAUUUACAGACAACUGUAUCGCGAAUGUGAUUGGCGAUGUGAUUAGCUACGGAAUUAAUUAUAUCCAGUUCUCACUGGUACUAUGGAGACUUCUCUUUCUUAUUCUCGGGGCUAUCAUAGUUACGUAUUCCGUCUUUUUUGCACCUUUCCUUCUGGACUCUCUUUCCAAGGCACAAUUUUUGAACGACUAUAAAAAGAUAGUAUUGAUACAACAAAUCACAAGCGACCCCUCCGGCGCAACGGACGAGGAUAUAUUUCGAAGAUACCAAAUAUUUGAAGCCUUACGAAAUCCACAGUCCUGGCUGCUGGUUAUAUAUAUCUUCUCCGUCAAUAUAUGCAAUAGCGGGAUCACAACCCUUACUGUCCUAACUAUAAUAUCUAUCAUCGCUACAACCUUCCUAAACUGCCGUAUUGUCUUGAUGAUGUGUUCAUGUUCUAUAUUAUUAGUAGGAAUGAUUCUUAUCCACGUGCUGAACAAUUCCGAGGUCUACUCGCGGUUGGCUAGUAUAUACCUGGCCGCCGUCUUUGCUGCAAAUACACCAAUGUCAUUGAGCUUAAUUGCUUCCAAUAUUGGCGGCUUUAUAAAAAAGGCGACUGUUAAUGCAAUGCUGUUUAUAGCUUACGGCUUGGCUCCUAUCUACCCGGUGGGGAUCUUCUCAACGAUUGCGGGGUUUUGCAGUGGUAUUGUCUUUCUCACUUUUUUAUUGACCUACUAUAAGUACGAGAAUUGGAGACGAGAUUCAAAAUCCAAGCAUCAGACCGACACAGCGUCUAAGCAGGAGAGACCUGCGAUAGCUAUUAACACGAUAGAUAAGGAAAACCCACAGUUUCGGUAUAUUUUAUGA
Aspergillus pseudonomiae is the source of this 1134-nucleotide messenger RNA. Its product is annotated as major facilitator superfamily domain-containing protein. The record is from RefSeq and is a predicted model, not a curated record. Gene Ontology annotation, cellular component: plasma membrane. The transcript is spliced from 8 exons. Gene Ontology annotation, biological process: tripeptide transport; dipeptide transport; allantoate transport. Gene Ontology annotation, molecular function: allantoate transmembrane transporter activity; dipeptide transmembrane transporter activity. The coding region runs from base 1 to 1134 and encodes 377 amino acids. Lineage: Eukaryota; Fungi; Ascomycota; Eurotiomycetes; Eurotiales; Aspergillaceae.